AUGCCUGACAGAGUGGAAAAAGUAAAGGCCUCCGAGCUGGACGAAGGAACCGGCGGACAUACGGACGGCAUGGUUCGAAAAGGGGCAAUUGUUGGCAAGUCAGACAGAAUAUGUUCCACAGUCAUGUUGGCUCCUCCCCAUUCCUCUUCUGCCGUUCACCACCAUGGCGAGCAGGAUACAAUUGUUUAUGCAGUCCGUGGCCAAGGCGCGCUGGUCUUCGAUGGCGGCCGGCAACACAAAGAUCUCUCACCGGGAGAUUUUGCCCUGAUCCCUGCCUACACAAAACACCAGGAAGCCAAUGGAUCAGACCAGGAGGUUGAAUGGGUCAUCAUACGAACAGGGCCAAAGCCAAUCACAGUCAAUUUUGAUGGAUGGGACGAAGGAUUACCUAGUCUUCCAUAA
Molecule: messenger RNA, 402 nt
Organism: Monascus purpureus
Lineage: Eukaryota; Fungi; Ascomycota; Eurotiomycetes; Eurotiales; Aspergillaceae
Source: the annotation of a GenBank genome assembly